This is a messenger RNA of Prunus persica (peach), 780 nucleotides long. RefSeq lists its product as uncharacterized. Lineage: Eukaryota; Viridiplantae; Streptophyta; Magnoliopsida; Rosales; Rosaceae. The transcript is spliced from 2 exons. The record is from RefSeq and is a predicted model, not a curated record. The coding region runs from base 1 to 780 and encodes 259 amino acids.
AUGGGAUCCAACGUGGAGCUGGUAUGGCCAGAGGCAGAGGCAUAUUCGUCACGGGUGAACAACUGCUCACAUGCAAAUUCAUCUCUAGCUGCAAUUCGACUGAAGUUGAGUGCGGAACAAUUAGAACAAUUCAAGACAUCAUGCUUUGGCCAUCUUCUGAAUAUAGAUAAGAUUCAGUUUAGCGGGCAGAUUGUGCAUGGGGCUGUGUUGCGUAGAGUAGCGGGGCAGGGUGUGAAAGACUUGGAUGGACUGAGUUUCUUAUUAGGGUGUGACGUUGCUCAGUUCAGUCGUCAGGAUUUCUGUUUGAUCACAGGGCUUCGUUUUGGGGAAGUGCCUGAAGUUUCCAGUGGAGGGAGUGAUGUAAGCAGACUUCAGAAAAGAUAUUUUAUAGACGAAGGAAUUACAUGCAAUGCUUUAGAAGAAGCAUUUAUGAGGUGCACAGAGGAAGAUGACAUCUACAAGCUAGCUCUUGUUUACUUUGCUGAGUUAGUGGUUUUGGGAAGGGACAAACAUUUGAACAUCAAUCUAAAUUACCUGACCCUUGUAGAGGACUUGGAUGCGUUCAACAGGUAUCCGUGGGGUUCGGUGUCCUUUGACAAAACCCAAGAUAGUCUAUUUUCUGCACCAACAAAGUAUGUGAAAAGCUUGCAAAAUGAAGAGGGAAGAGGGAAGGGGAAAAGUAAGGUAACGGGAACAAGCCGGAGAAAUGAGAAGGGCAGGAAGGAUAAGCAUGGUGAAGCGCAAAGGAGUGGCUGGAGUUUUAAAGAUUUGGGUAUAUGA